Triticum aestivum (bread wheat) is the source of this 3094-nucleotide messenger RNA. RefSeq lists its product as uncharacterized. The transcript is spliced from 7 exons. Lineage: Eukaryota; Viridiplantae; Streptophyta; Magnoliopsida; Poales; Poaceae. Bases 280 to 597 code for a protein of 105 amino acids. The record is from RefSeq and is a predicted model, not a curated record.
ACGCAGGCAUUUUCGGGGGAAAGGCGUUUCAUCUGCCGAUUCUAUCCGUAGUCUGCCAUUUUUGCUCCAGAAAAAGCCAGUGAAGCAAACCCGCGCUCAAUGUACCGCGGGAGUGCAGCUCUGCUUUUCCUCCGGCAGUAGGCGGCCGCCGACGCGCCUCCCGUGCCCUCGCCGCCUCGUCUUCUCCGCGUUUAAGCGAAACUGAACUUCAAGUUCGAGGUGUACGCGCCUCGCGUUGCGGGUUUUCAGGCGGCAGACAGAGGUGUCGAUGGCCGGACCAUGGAGCGGCGGCCCUGCGAAAUCCAGAUCGACGAUGAAUCGGCUGCUUCAUUGGCUAUAGGAAAGGGAUCACCCUGCAAACACGAUGGCAAGACAAGGAAAUAUUCAAGGCCAGAACUUCCAGAGGUGAGUCUUUAUUCCAUGGUGACAAUCUUCAUGAGCAUUCUAUACAAGAGGUUGAUAUGGACACAGAGGAUACCGAUGACGCUGAUGAUACAGCAGUUAACACCCAGUCUGGAAGCUCAAAGAAGGCCAUACCUGAAUCAGCAGACGAUGUACCUGAUCAAGAGUUCCACUUCUAAUUUUGAAGUUCUAUGAAGUGUGUCUCGGUGUGACAACCUGAAGGGUGUGAUCAGGAGGCAAAACUAGGAACUGGGAGCUUGGCUAUGGAGAAACAGAGCUGGAUAUCGCUAUCGCGUUCUCAAUGUGAAUGAAAUGUCUCAGUGCUACUAUGGAGUCUCACCCUUUCUUCUGUCAAAUUUGGAACAACUUCAUGGCCUGAUCAAGAGAAAAACUCUGGUUACUCUGUUUUCACGAAUUACUAUCUAACUGUAAGUCUGUUCUAAACCCUAAGCCCCUGUAAAUCUGAUGUAAGAUUAAGCUAUUUAACUUUUUUUUUGCGAAAUAAGCUAUUUAACUUUAACUUAAAAGAAUAAUAUGCUCUCAGUUGCUUUAAUCCGUCAGACCUAAAAAAUAGAUAUACUUUGCAAGCUUGAUGUAUGAGUAUGUAACUGAAGGAGUAUGACUUUUCUUAUUCCAUUUAAAAAGACACAAGGUUUGUUAGCCCUUUGAAAUGGUUAUGACAUAAAGCAGGCUGGGGCAUAGAUUUGGGUGACAUAAAUUUAUGACUUGCUCAGAAAUGGCAAACAGAAUUCCCAGCCAUUGAUCAGUUGAGAGCUUAUGCAAGAACUAUUUUAGAAGAGUUUUUAUUUAGCAUGGCCAAACAAAUAGUUGGGAUGAAAACGACUUUCUCUGUUAAGACAAACAAGAAACAAAUGAGAAAAGCUUUAGAGAUAGCCAGGGGCGCAGCUCAGUCUUUUAUAGUUGCUAUAGAAAACAACCAUGAGUACUCCCUCCUCCUUUUUCUGGGCUUGGGACCAGCUAUGCAUUCAGAUGACAUAGGCGGAGUUAUCUACUCCUACUUACACACCUAGAAAAACAAGAGCACACUACAUUUUAGAAAUAAUUCUUUUAAAAAAAUUUCUUGGUGUUUUUUCUAUUAUUGUUUUGAUGCCAUUUUCACCUUUUGAAAAAGAUACUGAAAUAGUAGUGCAUAUACACACAUACCCUUUUCCUAUUUUUUUUGUGCUUUUACUUUUUGAAUUCCCUUUUUUUGUCUUUUGAUCUUGAAGGAACAACAUAUAUAAUACACACACGCAUACACAUCUUUUUCUAUUUUUUUGUUUUUCCAACUUUUUCAUAUCUUUUACAUACCUAGGAUUUAAGGAUGGGAAACAAAUACACACGGCAGCCGGGGCAAUGUUGCACAAAAUUUUGCUGACCUACAAAGUAAAAUUAGUAUGAGAAUUGUGAUCAUUGUAAACAAACAUAGCAUGCUAACAAAAAAAGCUAUUGCAACUCAGAGUACAAUAUGUUCUAGCCUCGUAUCCGCUUGCUACUAAUCUGAUCUUAGUGUUUGCUGAAGUAGCGUUCCUAGCUGGCUUCAUCGACGAGCUUAUAACUACAUUGUCUCUGAAGGGAUCGAGAAUUUUUCCGGUGAAUUGGAGUGGCUUACUUAACUGGCUAAACUGAGCUAAGUGGCCUAGCUGGAUGUGAUACACAGGUUUUUUAUUCCCAUCACGGAGUGAUUUCUGUACAGUACAACUGCAAGGGCGUCAAUUAAUUAACCAUCCUUGAAGCGCAAUGCCGGCUUAUGGUUCACCAUGCAUGGCAGGAAGGUGGUAAAUACAACAAUGGCAUUGGCGCCUAGCAAGUUCGUCCACCUGAAGUACAUGAGUAUUGAGUAUUUAGUAUUCAUGGGGCCUAUGAUUAUUUUUCUCCGGUUUCUUUCCUUGCUGCCCCUCCCACCAUGAAGACAUUCAUACUCAAUGUAGGUCACUAUUCAUUCUGCAAAUAUUUUUGAAUGCAUUCAUCCUGGAAAUAUAACAAGUCUACUGAUCUGGCUACCAUCCAUCGAUGAAUUGCUUUUUGGUGACCCCUCACCUCCAAGGCAGAUGCCAAGAUACCUGCAUGACAAGCUCCACCCGAGAGUGGACAUCUCUAGCUAGGUUUUACUCUUCAAAGAGCUUGACUGAACUGCGUCCCAUAUUCUUGAAAAUUCACCAUCAAUCGAGUGCCUUACAUUGGAGACCCUACUGAUCGUGGUUUCAGGUCUUCUGGCGCCAGAGAUGCAGAGUCGUCACGGUGCAGACGGGUACACCCAGAAGUUUUGAGAGCUUAACUGUCGGCAUUUUUUGGACAACCUCGCGAGAGGACAGGGUAUUCCUGCAAUUUGUUAAGAAUAUAGAGUAAAUAGAUUUGCGGGAGCUUAGCUAGUGUCGUUUCUUUCAGUAGCCUAGUAAUAAGCUAAGCUGCUCGUUACUGCUUGAUUUUAGGUUAAAGUUGCUUCCAGGCCCGUGUACUGGGGCUGUGAAGAGAGUGAUUCGUGGGUUUGCAGGACCCUGCUGGUUCGUUGGGGAGCAGGCCGGGCGUUUAGCGUGUUGCUGUAGAAAUCCUGUACUGAAUCUCAUCAGACACGAUCAGGAGUUGCAGUAGAAAGGAAUGAGGUCGUCGCUAUUGCCCCCUCAUAAUUGACAUUUUCUCUUCCCUGAUAACUUUUGUAUUUGCACUUCGAGUUUGGAUUUGAUUUUUUUCA